AUGCUGUACUUAAAAAAUACUUCAAAGCUCGAUCAUCUCUCUCUCUCUCUCUCUCCUUCUCUCUCUCUCUCUUUCUCUCUCUUUCUGUCGCUCUUUCUCGUUCCGUCAAUUCCAACUGUGGACCUUUCUUUUACUAUUCACGCCGUACGCUUUCUUUCUUUCUUUCUUUCUUUCUUUCUUUCUUUCUUUCCCCUUUGUAGGAACUUUUCUUCCUCCUCUAACAAGAUGUGUCUCUUAUUUACCCAUAUUUAUUUGUUGUUUUUUCUCAUUUUUAUAUUCCACGGUUUUCUUUUUUCAAUUCAAUUUUUCCUUUUUAUUACCGCUUUAUUCCCGCCUCAGCAUCCUUAUAUUAUUAUUAUUAUUAUUAUUUCUUCUUCUUCUUCUUCUUCUUCUUCUUCUUCUUCUUCUUCUUCUUCUUUUUCUUCUUCUUGUCAGUGGGAACGAAUUGGCGGCACCCAUCUACUCUCCAAGCAACACACGACAGAUUAUACUGGCUUAUACGGUAUCAAAUAUCUGGAAUAUUCCUCGAAGUGA
Messenger RNA from Acanthosepion pharaonis, 534 nucleotides. Lineage: Eukaryota; Metazoa; Mollusca; Cephalopoda; Sepiida; Sepiidae. The record is from the annotation of a GenBank genome assembly.